AUGGUGGCUUUGUGCGGCACGCGUAGCGUUGUGCUCUUGGGCUCUGCUCUCUUGCUGUCCUCCACCUACAUCUCGGAAGGUAGCGCCUUCUUUUUCGGCGGCGAGCAGAAAAAGGAACCGCGUAGACUCCCACCUAAUGUCAGGAUUUACAACAAGUCUAAUGGAGCUUCGUUCGAUGAGAUGAUUGAGAACAACAAGAAGGACGGUGGCAUUCUGAUCGUCGACUUUUUCGCAGAAUGGUGCCGCCCAUGCCGUCAAUUCAAGGCCACCUUGACCGAUGUUGCUGAGCGCUACCUGCGCGACAAUCUGCUGAUUCUCCAGGUGGACAUCGAGCAGGAAGAGGACCUGGCUGCGACCCACAAGGUUUCUAUGCUGCCUACUAUGAUCAUCUUCAAGGGAGGCGAGCCCGUCAAGCGCAUGAGCGGUGCGGCCGGAUUCGAGGAUAUGGUCCAGCUCAUUGAUGAAGUUAAGAAUAUGGGGAAAGAGGCCACCGAGGCUGUUUCCGAGCCGGCUAAGCAGCAGAAGACGGAGGAGGUGAUUGAGAAGACCGAAACCCAGCAGACUGAGGCUGAGAUGCAGUCGAUCGAAGAGGUUAUUGAGAAGACCGAGACCCAGCAGACGGAGGCGAAGAAGGCGCCCAAGGUGAAGACCGCUAAGGGCCCUAAACCCGGAAAGAAGGGUCAGCACGGCAAGAAGACGAAGAACGUUAAGAAGCAGAACAAAUAA
Messenger RNA from Babesia bigemina, 726 nucleotides. RefSeq names its product thioredoxin, putative. The coding region runs from base 1 to 726 and encodes 241 amino acids. The record is from RefSeq and is a predicted model, not a curated record. Gene Ontology annotation, cellular component: cytoplasm. NCBI's taxonomy places the organism in Eukaryota, Apicomplexa, Aconoidasida, Piroplasmida, Babesiidae. Gene Ontology annotation, molecular function: oxidoreductase activity, acting on a sulfur group of donors, disulfide as acceptor. The transcript has 4 exons.